UACAAGGCAAAACACAAAUUGGGUCACAACAGCUCUGUUUAUUUGACCUAGGUAUCGUAGAGAUUUCGCAACCCGAGGCUUGGUCUGAAUACACCUUGUAAUUAUACGUCAUGGCGUUUUUGAAAGCACUGGUGCGCUUACCAAGCGUCUCGGCUCCAAGGAAGGCGUGCGUACGAUUGACGAGUAACGUCACUUCCGGUGGACCUGUCAACGCAGAAGAGGUAAAGCCCUUCGACCAGAUUCCAGGGCCCUCGGGAAAAUACCUGUGGCCAGUUAUAGGACCUGCCUUCCACUUCAAGCCUCUGGGCAAACUGUCCUCCGAGAGGCCUGACCUGCUGUUCACGCGGCUGCACGAACAGUACGGGAGUAUCGUGCGGGUCAAGUUAGGACCGUGGUUCUUGCUCUUGGACAAGCCGGAGGAUAUGGAGGCAGCUCUCCGUUGCGAGGGAAAGUAUCCCGACCACUUCCAGAUAGACAUCAUGAUGUACUAUUACCAGAAAAACAAGAAAGUAAAACCACUUUCCCUGUCGAGCGGACCCGAGUGGCAUGCUCUACGUUCCAAGGUACAACAGCUAUACACUCGCCCUCGUGCCGCGCUCUACUACCUCCCCUCACAGAACAUGGUGGCCGACGACAUGGUGAAACACUUCACAGGGAAAAAGCGGUCUCCCGAAGAGGUCAAUGAUGUCAUCUCAAGAUAUGUCACAGAAGGUAUCUGCGCAAUAUUCUUCAACAAACGACUGGGCUUCCUAGCUCAAUGUGCUGAUUACCACGACAACCAAAAGCGGUUUAUUAGGGAGGCCAAUAACCUAUUUAUAAUCAUGAGCAAACUGUAUGCCCUUAACCUCCACCGACUCUUUCCAACCAAGGAUUACAAAACGCUGGAGACUGCACUCAACUUCUUGACUGGGGAGUCCAGACGGUACGUGACGGAAGCUAACGAAGAGAUAGCGAGGAGGGAGAAGGAGGGUACACUAGACCCGAAUGACCCCAACCUGCUGAUGGCCAUGUUGGCGUCCAGAAAACUGACCAUGGAAGAAAUCUACAAUGUCAUGACAGAGAAUAUAUAUGCCGGGACGGAUGCAACAUCGAGGACGUUGAUGUUGUUCCUGUACAACCUUGCACGGUAUCCAGACAAGCAGCAGGUGCUGUACCAGGAGAUCAAGUCUGUAGUCGGGUCAAGCGACGAGCUCACAGAGCAACACAUCAACGCCAUGCCUUAUCUCAGGGCCAGCUUCAAGGAAUCCAUGAGGAUGAUCUUCAUCAUCCCAACAGGCCCGUCAAGGAUACUCCCAGAGGACUCCAUCAUCGGCGGUUACAGGAUACCAAAAGGGACCCAUAUCACACUGAGCUGUCCCCGACUCCUCAAAGAUGAAAAAUAUUUCGAAAAUCCCAACUCGUUUCUUCCCGAACGUUGGCUGCGAGGGUCAAGCGGACAGAGAGAGAAUCAUAUACCAAGUAUAGCACUCCUGCCGUUCGGGUUCGGGCCUAGAAUCUGCCUUGGGAGACGAUUUGCUGAACAGGCCAUAUAUUUGGCUAUCGUGAAGCUUUUGUCCCAGUUUCAGUUAUCCGUACGGCCAGAGGAUCAAAAUGUGGACAUCAUAUACCGCAUCUUCGCCACACUCAACAGGUCCGUUGACAUCACAUUCACCAGGAGGUACUGAAGAAGGAACUAGUUAUUUGCUGUUUCAUGGAGGAACUACUUCGAGCUACACUGCAGCGUAGCAUGUUUUAGAGUCUGAUACCCAACAUUAUAGUUGAAACUAACAAUUCAUGGCUACCAUAAUUAUCCAAAAGCUGGCACAAUUUCCCAUGAUGUUUUCAUGUUGAUAAAUGCCAUACUUAAAUCAGGCCCUGAUAUCUAAGAUAUCUCAUAUGUUGUAUAUGAAAAUGUCACACCACUUUUGGGGCAUCGCUGAUUGGCUACUCACCAAAUAAAGCCGGAGUCGGCCUUUUAAUUACCAGCUCGUCCUCAAAGUAACAACAUCAAACAAAGUCAGGAGAAAUGACAUAUUAAUUGCAUUCGUUGCGGCAAUACAAUGUUGAACGAGUUUCCGACAUUCGUGAUCUGAUUAAAAUGGUUUGGCCCCUCGAUACUAUGUCAGACAUUUUGAAGUUAAUCCGAAUCAGGCCUACCAAUGAAAAGUGACAGACUGCAACAAAAAAUGUCAUAUGUACAAUACACAGGGAAUCGGCAACAGAAAACAAGGAGAAUGUAACCUAAAACUAAGAAACAUCAUCAUAAAUCUGAGAGCAGCUGCCGAAAACAUGGAAACAGGACCACUGAAACACGGCAACCUCCCACACUAGGCAUGCGCAGAGCAAAAGGGAUGCUGACUGCCAUGUCACGAGGAUUAACAAACAGCGAGUACAUUUACAUAUUACAUAUUUACAUAUUACAGUGCGAAUAAAGAGGAUAGUGCUCUCAGCCUGAUGAUGCUGUUUCUUGGUUUUUAGUGUUUAGAUUCCGCUCCAGAAAGAUUUCGUGCGGAUGUGACAUUCAGGGGCAUGCUCGUCAGCCAUUGGAUAAAACAGUUACAUGAUUUGCACUCGACAGUGUAAUUAAAAUAUCAGCGAGCCAUCCCACGACUCGGGGGCUCCGCCCUCUGGUGCCGAGAGCUCGCUGAAGAUUUGUAUGUACACAGUUUUCGUACCACCAUGUAACUAACUGUAUUGUAACUUUUGUGAUUUCCAAACUGAAAACCAGAGGUUAACCUGGCAAUUGGCCCGUACAUAACAAAAUUGUGAAAUCAGUAAGCCACACAAGAUCCUGAAAAAGCAAUAAACGAUAUCCAAACA
This is a messenger RNA of Haliotis rufescens (red abalone), 2799 nucleotides long. Its product is annotated as cytochrome P450 27C1-like. Gene Ontology annotation, molecular function: heme binding; iron ion binding; oxidoreductase activity, acting on paired donors, with incorporation or reduction of molecular oxygen. The coding region runs from base 111 to 1664 and encodes 517 amino acids. The transcript has 10 exons. Lineage: Eukaryota; Metazoa; Mollusca; Gastropoda; Lepetellida; Haliotidae. The record is from RefSeq and is a predicted model, not a curated record.